Anthostomella pinea is the source of this 858-nucleotide messenger RNA. The record is from the annotation of a GenBank genome assembly. NCBI's taxonomy places the organism in Eukaryota, Fungi, Ascomycota, Sordariomycetes, Xylariales, Xylariaceae.
AUGUCCUCGACUCACGUGCAACCAACUACAUCCAUCCCGGGCAAGCACAGGCUGGAAGGGAGCCGGUUCUUCAUCCACCCAUGCGCUACUUGUCCGCGAGAAAAGCCGCACGCAAGGUCUGAAGUGCAACACACCGCCGUCCCAGAGCAAGCCAACAAUCCCAAGGUCCAGCCCAAGGUCCAUCCCACAGCACCCGCCAAUCCAGCGUUAUCAUCCCCUAACAUGGGUAUGAUGGCAGAAAUGAAGGUGUCCCUGGCCGCAAAGCAACUGGCGCAACAAGUCAAGGAAAGCCGGAAGUUCUGGACCGGGUUCCAGGAGGUUUUCGAGGUGGAAGUGACGAACAUCAAGCCUUACGUCGGCGGACACGUGCUGCAAGGGAUCUGGCGUGACAAGGUCGAGCACAACAGCAAGUAUAAGACUGGAGAGAAGCAAGAUGAUCAACAGUUCGGCAUUCAACGCAUGAAGCUGGAGACCUGCCUCGGGCAGGUCGACGCGGCUAUGAAAUCUCUUGCUGUGGCUCGGUCGAAGGAUGACCCGUCAGGCUAUGAUUCUCGACACAAUCAGUUGGGGAAAAUACGAGCAGCCGGGAAUCAGAUCCUUGACUUGGCGAAGAAUUCGAUGUCGGACCAGGCUGCCUGCAAAGACCUAUUGACGGAACUAUCUGAACUGGGGAAGCUUGUAGAUCCCGAGAAUGAGGCGGCUGCGAUCUUACACCGGUUCGACAAGCGUGAGACACGCCAGGCCACAGGAUCCGAAGAAGCAAAUGCCGCAGACGAGACCGAUGCGAACAAGAAGGAUUAUGACAGCCAGAACGAAGUGGAGGGAGGCGCAGGCGGGUGGGAGAAGGAGAAUUUGUAG